Molecule: messenger RNA, 1137 nt
Organism: Mangifera indica (mango)
Lineage: Eukaryota; Viridiplantae; Streptophyta; Magnoliopsida; Sapindales; Anacardiaceae
Product: zinc finger protein ZAT3-like
Exons: 1
Coding region: 9-935 (308 amino acids)
Source: RefSeq, a predicted model, not a curated record
CACUCCCAAUGAUGACCAACAACACAGUUUCCAAACCUGAAUUUCUCUUCUCAUCUUCUCCAACACACCAAAUCAUCACAAACUUUGCUUCUUCUGCUAGUCCUGAUGGAAAUUACAGUCAAAAUCCCCGAAAGAAACGGUCAAAGACGAUCAAGAUUUAUCCCAGUUCUAGUCCAUCAUGUUCCGCAAGCGUUUCCAAGCCAAAAUAUGCCAAGAAACCUGAACCUGGUGCACCAAAAAUCACCAGGCCUUGCAGUGAGUGUGGGAAGAAGUUUUGGUCCUGGAAGGCACUUUUUGGGCACAUGAGGUGCCACCCCGAGCGCCAGUGGCGUGGCAUUAACCCUCCACCGAACUUCCACCGCCCAAUUGCGCCUGUUCAAGACAUACACGACGGUGAUAGCACAAUGACAGUGGCUGAACAUGAAGUUGCAGCAUGUCUUUUGACGUUGGCUAAUGGUGACCAGGGUUAUCAAUGUGGCACUUCUAGUUCUCCACGGGAGCAUCUUUUCCAAGACAGUGAUAUCACCAUGGGAAGUUUGAGUUGCACAAGGUUCGAAUGCAAUAGUUGCAAGAAAGUGUUUGGAUCCCGCCAGGCUUUAGGUGGACACAGGGCGAGCCAUAAGAAUGUAAAGGGGUGUUUCGCUAUAACCAGAAGCGAUGGAUAUGAGAUUGAUCAGGAUCAGAUUGCAGAGGAUGAACACAAGAAGAUGAUGGUGUAUUUGGGGCACAAGUGUAGCAUUUGUUUGAGGGUGUUCUCAAGUGGACAGGCACUGGGUGGACACAAGAGGUGCCACUGGGAGAAAGGUGAUGAUCCAUCACAAAACCAAGGCCUCAAUAAUCUUUUGGACCUCAAUCUGCCUGCCCCAGUUGAAGAUGAUUCUGCCUCCUCUUCUUAUUCUUCAGGCCUCACUCUAGACUUGAGAUUGGGCCUCUGAAGAGAUUGAUUCAUUUGCUAAUUGGUAUGUGACUCUCAAGAUAAACAAUAUUAGUACAUCUCUACAAGAUAUUAUGUCCAUGCAUCAUGUAUAACUAUGUAUUAAAUGUUUGACUUACAAUCAAAGCAUUGUUACUUGCUGGCCCCAUAAUUGAGAGGCCAAAACAUAGCUGUAACUUGUGAUGACUUAAUAAACCGCAAAC